UACAAACCAUCUUGCCUUCUGGCCGGAGAUGGAUUCACUGCCGUCCCUGCAGAUACGCAGGCACACACACAGAUCACUGGGAAGUACACAUUUACUGUACUGCGUGCCGACUGCCUUGAAGAAACUGUAGCUAACCACCUUAUUAGUAUUCUUGCCUCCACCGUGUCUCACUUGCAGCAUCAGAGGGCUGAGCAAAAUGCAGUAGAGCAGGGACAGACACGGCUCUGGCAAUCAUCUAAAUGCAGGCUGCCGAGGGUUGGGGGUGGGGGAUGGAGCACAUCAAAAUGAAUAACCUUGCCGUAAUCCGGGGGCACCCUGCAAGCAGACACCUCUGCUGACUGACCCGCUCCCGGCUUGAUGAAUCUGCCUGGGGGAGAGGGAUCCGGAAUGUACCUGGUCCUGGGGGCCCCUGUGAUUUUUGGAUGUUCUUUUGAUCCUACACCAAUCUGGGAAGGUAACAGUGAGCGGUACCAUCUGCAGCACACAGCGGCUAUUGGAGGUUCCUACUGACAGUUUCAUCACACGGGUUUGUGUGAGUGUGUGCGUGUGCGUGUCUGUGAGUGUGGGUGCCUGCUUUUGCGUGAAAGAACGUGUGAGGGUCCGAGAGGAUAUGUGUGUUUGUGUGAUAACCUAAGCAGGUAUAUUGUAGUAUAGAUUCCAACAGCCUGAAAAUAUUCUCCCGCUACUUGGGCUCCGAAGCCCCCCAGCUUUCACCGCCCCCUUCCCUCCCCAUUCCCCCUUGUUCUUCUUUUUGCCUUUGAUGAGUUUUUGGCUUACUUUUUGGCUGAGUCUCUUGGACACGUUUUUUUGCUGGUGCUAGAAGAUCAGAUCAAUGGAACCUUUGAAAACUGAUUAUGUUUCUCCUGUGUGACUUAAAAGAAGAAAAUAGAGUAGUCCAAGAUAAACUAGAGGAUUUUAAAUUUUCGUGGUGAACUUUGAGGAUCCAUAAAGAAGGUAAGUCACAGGACUACUUAGAUCCUGGUCCUUGCUUUCCUGCAAUGUUUGUGUUUUCCUGUUUGUUUUCGGAAAUCCAUAGGCAGUUUAGAAGCGCAUUUUUAGAGACUGUAAUGUUCAGAAGAACUCUGUGUGUGGCAUUUAGGGGCUAUUUUCAUGCCAAGGAGAUUAUUUCCAUUUGUAUAAUCAUCCCCCCAUCCUUCCUCCCAUUUUUAUACCUUUUAUUUAUCUAAUCUUUUCACUGUGGAUUCUGCAUUUAUGAAAUCUGCAAAAAUUGAUUUUAGGCUUCUCCUUCCUUGAAAUACUCUUUAAAUUUGAGGGAAAAAAUCGGUAAAGCUACUGGCAGAGGCUCUGAGUUACAGGCAAAAGCAUAUCUGCUGAGAGACGGAGGGUAGGGCUUGGGGGUGCAAUCCUGACUUUUAUGAUAACUUAAUAGUAGACUUCCCCCCCCCACCAUAGCACUUAUUAUUUUUUGAAUAGUUAAAUUGGCUCUGGAGAGUAGCGAAUGUGUGGAAUACAGAAAAGCUGUUUCAAGAGCUCUUAAUUGGAGCAGAUGAAAACAAAGUGGAAAUUGUUUAGUAUUUUGAAUGUUUCUUUUUUGCACUGAUUCUGUUGCUCUUGCAUCUCAUUAACCUUUCUGGGUGCAGUGUCCCCUGAUUAAGGCCAGUGUCUCUCAUUUUGGAAUACAUACCCCCUUUACCCUGCACGGUCUCUAGAGAAGGGAAUGUGGCUGCAAAUUGCCCUUAAUUGUCGACUCUUGGCUGUGAAAGCAAGCAGACAGGCAUCAGGAAUUCAGAAACCAAAUGAAGUGUUUACUGUCAUUAUCCCUAUUUGAUGAAGAGGAUACUGAGGCUCCCAGAGAAUUAAUAACUUGUCCAAAAUCGUCUAAUCUUGAGUAAUCAAGAGUGCAUGACCUGAAAGCACACACAGCAGCCGGGACCAGCCUUCGAUUGAGGGGAAAACUUACAGAGGCAGAGCAGUAGCAGAAAUGGUUCUCUGUGUUGUGAGGCUGCAAGAUCACCCAGGGAGAGUGGGAUCAAAUAGUCCAGAACAUCUGACACACUGAAUGAGUUCCUGGAAGAGCAGAGAUAACCUAUGCAGAUUAACAAUAUGGAAACAUCCUGAAACCACUUUGGAGUCUCAAUAGAUAGACUGGAUUUGAGUUUCACAAACAGGAAAGCUGGUCCAUGGACAAUUUGCUACAGCUGGAGAACACAGUGCUGUUUGUCAACCACCAAUGUUUCCUGGGAGCAUAGUUUCUGAAUCACGACAUCAAAGGGAGAACGGAAAGGGUAUAAAAGAAACGUUAUCUGCAGUAAACCAGAACCCUUCUUCAAUCUCUUUGGAUUUUCUCGGGAAGAUCAGGACCUGUUCAGAAAUUUCAAUAAGGAUGCGGGACGCAGCUCUCUCUUGGAACCGAACGCAGUGGAUAAACUGAUUGUGCAAGAGAGAAGGAAGAAGGAAGCUUUUUCUUGUGAGACCUGGAUCUUAACACAAAGGUGUAUAUGUGCACACAGGGAGCCUUGAAAAAUGAAAUAAAGCAGUGUCAGACCCACGGGAGUUGAUGUGUUCGGACAUAAAUAAAUAAUAAUAAAACAGCUUGCCCCCCCCCAAAGGAUGAUUGGAAAUGGAGAACGGAGAAGCCACAAAGGAAAAGUAUGUUCAUUUUUUUCUAUAAAGGAGGAAGUAAGCCAAGGAGAUAUUUUUGGAAUGAAAAGUUUGGGGCUUUUUUUAGGAAAGUAAAGACUUGACAUGGUGGUGGUGUUUUCUUUUUCUUUUUGAAUUUCCCACAAGAGGAGAGGGAAUUAAUAAUACAUCUGCAAAGAAAUUUCAGAGAAGAAAAGUUGACCGUGGCAGAAUGAGGCAUUGAUUGGGGGAGAGAAACCAGCAGAGUACCGUUGGAUUUGUGCCUGUGUUGACUAAAAUUGACGGAUAAUUGCAGUUGGAUUUUCUUCAGCAACCUCCUUCCCCCACCCCCCUCUUUUUUUUUUUUUUUUUUUCUUUUUUCCUUUUUGGUGUCAAGAUCAUGCGUUUUCGCUUGCUCUUAACCACCUGGAUUUCCAUCUGGAUGUUGCUGUGAUCAGUCUGAAAUACAAUUGGCAAACGCGUUGCCUGUUUACAGCAUAGAGACCACAAUGGAGAGCUAGAUUAUUUGAACUCCAGAAGGACCAACACCAGAUAAAUUAUGAAUGUUGAACAAGAUGACCUUACAUCCACAGCAGAUAAUGAUAGGUCCUAGGUUUAACAGGGCCUUAUUUGACCCCCUGCUUGUGGUGCUGCUGGCUCUUCAACUUCUUGUGGUGGCUGGUCUGGUGCGGGCUCAAACCUGCCCUUCCGUCUGUUCCUGCAGCAACCAGUUCAGUAAGGUGAUUUGUGUUCGGAAAAACCUACGGGAGGUUCCAGACGGCAUCUCCACCAACACUCGGCUGCUGAACCUCCAUGAGAACCAAAUCCAGAUCAUCAAAGUGAACAGCUUCAAACACUUGAGGCACCUGGAAAUCCUACAGUUGAGUAGGAAUCACAUCAGAACAAUUGAAAUUGGGGCCUUCAAUGGUCUGGCAAACCUCAACACCCUGGAACUCUUUGACAAUCGUCUUACUACUAUCCCCAAUGGAGCUUUUGUAUAUUUGUCUAAACUGAAGGAGCUCUGGUUGCGAAACAACCCCAUUGAAAGCAUCCCUUCUUAUGCUUUUAACAGAAUCCCUUCUCUGCGCCGGCUAGACUUAGGGGAGUUGAAAAGGCUUUCAUACAUCUCAGAAGGUGCCUUUGAAGGUCUGUCCAACUUGAGGUAUUUGAACCUUGCCAUGUGCAACCUCCGAGAAAUCCCUAACCUCACGCCGCUCGUAAAGCUGGAUGAACUGGAUCUUUCUGGGAAUCAUCUGAGUGCUAUCAGGCCUGGCUCUUUCCAGGGGCUGAUGCACCUUCAAAAACUGUGGAUGAUCCAGUCCCAGAUUCAAGUGAUUGAACGGAAUGCCUUUGAUAACCUUCAGUCACUGGUGGAGAUCAACCUGGCACACAACAAUCUAACGUUACUGCCUCAUGACCUCUUCACACCCUUGCAUCAUCUAGAGCGGAUACACUUACAUCACAACCCCUGGAACUGUAACUGUGACAUACUGUGGCUCAGCUGGUGGAUAAAAGACAUGGCCCCCUCCAACACAGCUUGCUGUGCCCGGUGUAACACUCCUCCCAAUUUGAAAGGGAGGUACAUUGGGGAGCUUGACCAGAAUUACUUCACCUGCUAUGCUCCUGUGAUUGUGGAGCCCCCAGCAGACCUCAAUGUCACUGAAGGCAUGGCAGCUGAGCUGAAAUGUCGCGCCUCCACGUCCCUGACCUCUGUAUCUUGGAUCACUCCAAAUGGAACGGUCAUGACCCAUGGGGCGUACAAAGUGCGGAUAGCUGUGCUCAGCGAUGGUACGUUAAACUUCACGAAUGUAACCGUGCAAGAUACAGGCAUGUACACAUGUAUGGUGAGUAAUUCUGUUGGAAAUACCACCGCUUCAGCCACUCUGAAUGUUACUGCAGCAACCACUACUCCCUUCUCUUACUUUUCAACCGUCACAGUAGAGACUAUGGAACCUUCUCAGGAUGAGGCUCGGACCACGGAUAACAAUGUGGGUCCCACUCCAGUAAUUGACUGGGAGACCACCAACGUGACCACCUCUCUCACGCCACAGAGCACAAGGUCAACAGAAAAAACAUUCACCAUCCCUGUGACUGACAUAAACAGUGGCAUCCCAGGAAUUGAUGAGGUCAUGAAGACUACCAAAAUCAUCAUUGGCUGUUUUGUGGCCAUCACACUCAUGGCCGCAGUGAUGCUCGUCAUUUUCUACAAGAUGAGAAAGCAGCACCAUCGGCAAAACCAUCACGCCCCGACAAGGACUGUUGAAAUCAUUAAUGUGGAUGAUGAGAUUACAGGAGACACACCCAUGGAAAGCCACCUGCCCAUGCCUGCUAUCGAGCAUGAGCACCUAAAUCACUAUAACUCUUACAAAUCUCCCUUCAACCACACAACGACAGUUAAUACAAUAAAUUCAAUACACAGUUCAGUGCAUGAACCGUUAUUGAUCCGAAUGAACUCGAAAGACAAUGUACAAGAGACUCAAAUCUAAAACAUUUACAGUUACGAAAAACACUCAAAAAAAAAAAAAAAGGACAGUUUAUUAAAAAUGACACAAAUGACUGGGCUAAAUCUACUGUUUCAAAAAAGUGUCUUUACAAAAAAAAAAACAAAAAGAAAUUUAUUUAUUAAAAAUUCUAUUGUGAUCUAAAGCAGACAAAAUUAUGUGUAUUCCUCAGAACCUGUUUUUGCUGCACUUAUUUACUAUUUUCCCACAUCUCGUCCCUUCCCUGAUUGCCAUAUUUUUCAUAGGAGAUCUCAAUUCCCUAAAGAACUGGUCUAGGAAAUUUUGUAAGAAUUCUGUUACACUUUGAAAUUUUUAUGGUGAAUUCUAGUGGUGAGAUCCAGUCUAUUUUGUCUCCCCCCCCGCAACCUCUUUUCUUUCUCCCCCUCAUGCCCUUAUGACAUAGUCCAAUGGGGAAUGCAAUACUACAAAUAGAUUUUUAAGAGAGAACAAGGAAAAAAAAAUGCAAGAUCUUAUAUUUUUCAUGUAAUGACCUGUUCUGUAUUUAUGAGGAGGACCAUUCAAUGGAAAAGAAAAAAAAAAAAAAAAAGUAAGCAAACAACAGAUUAAUUUCCAUAUGAGCAUCUAUAAAACCCAUGAUCUUUUAAACAAAUCUAGAACCAGAAUUUGUAGUUCAAAAGCUAAAAAUAAGAUUAUAAAUAAAAUAUUGUUGGUUUUUCUGUA
Molecule: messenger RNA, 5762 nt
Organism: Sus scrofa (pig)
Lineage: Eukaryota; Metazoa; Chordata; Mammalia; Artiodactyla; Suidae
Source: RefSeq, a predicted model, not a curated record